Molecule: messenger RNA, 1454 nt
Organism: Ahaetulla prasina
Lineage: Eukaryota; Metazoa; Chordata; Lepidosauria; Squamata; Colubridae
Gene: B9D2
Product: B9 domain containing 2
Exons: 3
Coding region: 209-736 (175 amino acids)
Biological process (GO): cilium assembly
Cellular component (GO): MKS complex
Source: RefSeq, a predicted model, not a curated record
CCUCCCCCCCUUUCCUCCUCUCGCCGUCGCUGCGCCGUCUGAACCGUCGCGAAUCCGUUGCAAUCCUCGCUCCGAAGCGGGUUCCGGUCCGAUCCUGACCCGGGUUAUCCCGCCGCAUCUCAAGGCUGGUGCAAAGCCCGGUUUCUGCAAUCCGGCGGCCUUCCCCCUCCCCACCCCUUGCCCGCCUUGUCUCCGCCCGCCAAGGGCCAUGGCCGAAGUGCACGUCAUUGGCCAGAUCGUGGGAGCCAGUGGAUUCCCCAGCAGUUCCUUGUUUUGCAAAUGGGGGAUCCACACAGGGGGAGCCUGGAAAUUGCUGUCGGGUCUCCGGGAAGGGCAGACGCAGGUCGACCAUCCCCAGUUAGACGACGUGGCUUAUUGGUGCCACCCCAUCGAUGUCCACUUUGCCACCAAAGGCCUGCAAGGUUGGCCCAAGCUCCACGUCCAGGUGUGGCACCAGGAUGCGUUUGGGCGCACCGAACUCUACGGCUACGGCUUCUGCCACGUGCCCUCCAGCCCCGGCUUCCACCAGCUGGACUGCGUCACCUGGCGCCCGCUGGGCUCUUGGCAGGAGCAGCUGUCCCAGUGUUUUGUGGGAGGGGGCCCGCAGCUCAUCAGCAGUGACCUGAUCUACACGGGGACCGACCGCUACCGCCUGCAGACCUGCGCCAUGGGCACCGUCCAUUUCCAGCUGUCUGUGUUGCUCCGUAACUUUGACCGCUAUGGAGUAGAAUGCUGAAGCAGGAAGAUGGGCUUGGAGGUGGAAGAUGGGUCCGUGAAUCUCCAAAGUCCAGGAACUGGAAGGACUUGGGGCAAAAGAGGGCUCCCACCCCCGUUUGAAUUGCUAGAAUCGCAAGCCAUAGCUCCGAUCUUUGAACUCUGUCUUUGCAACCCAAAUGGGGAUUUUUUAUUUUUUUUUUGUUUACAUUUAUAUCCCGCCCUUCUCCGAAGACUCAGGGCGGCUUACAGUGUGUAAGGCAAUAGUCUCAUUCUAUUUGUAUAUUUUUUUACAAAGUCAACUUAUUGCCCCCCCAACAAUCUGGGUCCUCAUUUUACCUACCUUAUAAAGGAUGGAAGGCUGAGUCAACCUUGGGCCUGGUGGGACUUGAACCUGCAGUAAUUGCAGGCUGCUGUGUUCUAAUAACAGGCUUCUUAAUAGCCUGAGCUAUCCCGGCCCAUAGUUGGUGAUUUGUCGUCGGGUUUGUUUCCCUGGGUUUGUUUUCUCCCUCCUGAUUCCUCUUCCUAUCGUGGCAGUUUUCAACUUUGGUGACGGUGCUUCUUUCGAUCCUGCCUGGUUCGAUUUUCUUGAGCGGAGUUUGGCCGGAUCCAUCCAAGCGGGGAGCUUCGCUCGGCCUGGAUGCUUAUUCUUCUGUUUUAUCAAGGAGAGAAAAAAAAUAUCUAUUUUCCCAUGAAUUUUUAAUUGAUUUUCUGUGUUUGUUUGUUUUUAAAACCUGCUC